Messenger RNA from Hordeum vulgare subsp. vulgare (domesticated barley), 1072 nucleotides. RefSeq names its product high-affinity nitrate transporter-activating protein 2.1-like. NCBI's taxonomy places the organism in Eukaryota, Viridiplantae, Streptophyta, Magnoliopsida, Poales, Poaceae. The record is from RefSeq and is a predicted model, not a curated record. Gene Ontology annotation, cellular component: plasma membrane. Gene Ontology annotation, molecular function: nitrate transmembrane transporter activity. The coding region runs from base 32 to 811 and encodes 259 amino acids. Gene Ontology annotation, biological process: response to nitrate; nitrate transmembrane transport. The transcript has 2 exons.
GCCUUGCCCCGGCUCCUCGACCCCAACAAGGAUGGCAGCUCCAGCUUCCGCUCAUGGUCAACGAUCUCGAACGAACUGCCUACACUACAUAUACACGCUAAACCCGUCCGUACUCCUCCAUCGAUCUCUCCCAGCCCCAUCCAUCAAACCUUCUCUGACCGAGCAGCAGCUGCGAGCUCGAGCCCGCCCAAGUUCGACGACGGCGAUGGCACGGUCGGACCUGGUCAUGGCGUUGCUGGUGGCCGUCCUCGCAGCCGGCUGCUGCGCGUCGGCCGGCGCCGUGGCGUACCUCUCCAAGCUGCCCGUGACCCUCGACGUCACCGCCUCCCCCACUCCUGGCCAAGUUCUCCACGCCGGCGAGGACGUGAUCACGGUGACGUGGGCCCUGAACGCGACCCGGCCGGCCGGCGACGAUGCCGCCUACAAGAGCGUGAAGGUCAGCCUCUGCUACGCGCCGGCGAGCCAGAAGGAGCGCGAGUGGCGCAAGACCCACGACGACCUCAAGAAGGACAAGACCUGCCAGUUCAAGGUCACCCAGCAGCCCUACGCCGCCGGCGGCGCCGGCGGCAGGGUCGAGUACCGCGUCGCCCUCGACAUCCCCACCGCCGCCUACUACGUGCGCGCCUACGCGCUCGACGCCUCCGGCACGCAGGUGGCCUACGGCCAGACCGCGCCCGCCACCGCCUUCGACGUCGUCAGCAUCACGGGCGUCACCACCUCCAUCAAGGUCGCCGCCGGCGUCUUCUCCACCUUCUCCGUCGUCUCCCUCGCCUUCUUCUUCUUCAUCGAGAAGCGCAAGAAGAAUAACUAAACUCACAAGGUGUUCGUCCGUGCGCGGCUGCUUCUUCUUCUUCUUGUCAUUUGCAACGUACACAUAAUAUUACUGUAUGUAAGAGAGUAGUGUUGAUGUUCUCUUUUCGGGGAGCUCACGUGAUUGUUGAUGUUGUACCAGAGGAGUUGCAAGCUGGAGUGUAUGUUAGUACGUCUCUAAACCGACUCUUCUCUUGGUGUUAUCCAGAAUUCCAAAGGCUAGAAAAAACAUGCAGAAUAUCUGCACCUUCUAUCUCUGUUA